Molecule: messenger RNA, 1978 nt
Organism: Volvox carteri f. nagariensis
Lineage: Eukaryota; Viridiplantae; Chlorophyta; Chlorophyceae; Chlamydomonadales; Volvocaceae
Exons: 10
Coding region: 201-1475 (424 amino acids)
Biological process (GO): protein polyubiquitination
Molecular function (GO): ubiquitin protein ligase activity; metal ion binding
Source: RefSeq, a predicted model, not a curated record
CCGACCCUGGGGACGUGACUCUCGUUCACCCUGGCGGAGAAGCGAGUCCCGAACACAGCUCGGGGCAUUUUUUUCGUACCAAGGCGACGACGGCUCCUAAGCGGGUAGACUUUUCGGCGGUCCUGAGUCCAUCGGGCAAGAAGCAAUGUCCGACAAAUGCCCACCCCCGCACACCGCUUGGGAGAACCCCCUUCUGCAUUAUGGUCCACCACCUGGCUUUCCCUGGUGCCGUUUGUCUUGGCAAGACCAAGGUGCUGUGCAAAUACCACAUGUCCGGGGUAUGCCGUUUCGGAGCCGACUGCGCCUUCUCCCACGACCUGACCGACCUCCCCAACCUGGUGUGCAAGUACUACCUGGCGGGGUGCUGUGCGUACGGCAACCGUUGUCGGUCGCUUUUGGACACCAACGCCGUCGGGACGGAUGGGGAAGGUGGGGGGGCCGGCGCCAGCGGCGGGACGUCGUCUAGGCGGUCAGGGAUUGGUGUUACGGUUCAUGACUCCUGGGAGGAUGCCGCGGCGGCGCUAGCGGAGGAAGCUCCCCCAGGGCUGCUACAGGAGCAGGAACUAGCGGCGGCGGCAGCGACAGGCACCCGGCCGCCAGUACUCCAAGGGGGCAGUAGCGGCGGCGGCGGCGGCGGUCAUUCCCGUUGGGCAGCGGCACAGCAUCCUUGGGAGCUGGCGGCGACGCCGGGUGGCGGCGGCAUCAGCGGGCGCGGUACGGCAGCGGCAGUGGAUCCCGUGGAUCCCGCAGAUGUGGAUUUAUGUCCGGGUUUUUCGCUGCACGGGCGAUGUGCCCAGGGGGAGGACUGUGAACUGAUUCACGGCCUCCAGUGUGAGAUCUGCCACAAGUUCCGGAUCAAUCCGUACAACCCGGAGGCUGCUGAGGAGCACCGCUCCACGUGUCGGCUGCGCCACGAGCGGUUGGAGGCCCGUCUGAGGUCUGCUUCGGUGGAGUGCGGCAUCUGCCUGGAGCUCGUGCUGUCCAAACCCAGUGUGUCGGAGCGGCGCUUCGGUCUGCUCACGUCGUGCGACCACGCUUUUUGCCUGGCUUGCAUCCGGUCCUGGAGGGGCCGUACAGACGAUGCGACCCUCGCGACCGACACUGCCGUACGCACCUGCCCCAUCUGUCGUACGCCGUCGCAUUUUGUGACGCCGUCGCUGGUGUGGCCGGCAUCCUCGGAGGAGAAGGCCGGCAUCGUGUCGGCGUACAAGGACCGUCUGGCGAGCAUUGACUGUAAGCACUUCAACUUUGGCGAGGGCAGCUGCCCCUUCUCCACCAGCUGCUUCUAUCGACACAUGUACAAGGACGGCAGGCUGGAGGAGCCGGUGCUGCGCAGAGCCGGCAACGCGGAUGGCGACAUCCGGGUUGUGAUGCCCCUGCGGCUGUCCGCAUUCCUGGACACCCCACAAGCUCUGAGGCUGCUGAGUCGGCGGCGGUACCCCAAGGAGGUGGAGGAGGCGGAGGACACGCCCUGAGGUGCACCGUGUAUGUAUGUCGGCGGGGAACGGGAGGUGAAGGGAAGGUGAGGUGAGGUGAGUGUGUCUCGAGGACCCGUAGGAAACAAGCCAAGGCGGACCACAGCAUGGGUGGCACACAGCCACAUGUUCAGUACUGUGUUGAUCCAUGUGUUACCCCCUGUGCGGGCCGGGCCCCCGCUAGGAGAGGUAUGGAUACCGCUUGAGAGAAGAGUACCGCCACGUAGUCGACAAGUUUUAAUGUACACAUUUAUGUUGCGGAGCUAGGCCACACGUGUGUGUGUGUGUGUGUGUGUGUGUGUGUGUGUGUGUGUGUUACAUGGUCGUUUCUGGAACCGCCUCCGAAAGCAAGUGGGGUCCAUUGCUCAUGCAGUUUUACGGCAGGAGAUAACCGAUGCUCUGACCAACCCGGAAUGGGAGGGUUGGGGAACCUCAAUGUUACGACUGUUUUCCUUCUUGGAGAGCAAUAUUUGGAGCGGAAUACCGCAAGAAGUUAUGGGGGU